Diabrotica virgifera virgifera (western corn rootworm) is the source of this 8399-nucleotide messenger RNA. It is a transcript of the gene wgn, whose product is annotated as tumor necrosis factor receptor superfamily member wengen. Gene Ontology annotation, molecular function: protein binding. The transcript has 4 exons. Lineage: Eukaryota; Metazoa; Arthropoda; Insecta; Coleoptera; Chrysomelidae. The record is from RefSeq and is a predicted model, not a curated record. The coding region runs from base 191 to 994 and encodes 267 amino acids.
CAGUUGAGUUUUCAGUUGCGCUUGUUCACUCGACCUAUGUGGUUGGUUGGUUUAUUUCUGCUGGAGCGUCUCUGCCAAUACGCAAAUAGCGCGGGACUCUCGUUUUUCGAAAUAUUAUGUGCCGAAAAAGUGUGCUGAGUUUUGUGAGUGUACAUUUUGGUGAAUAUUAAGGAUAUUUUAUUUGCUACGGAUGGCGAUUACGUCGGUGUACAGGGUGAUGGUAUUGACAUACACAUCCAUCCUACUUAUAGCCUGCUUCUCGUCCAUAGUGCUAGCUUCGUUCUGUUCUGAAAGACAAUACCUCAACGCCAAACUGCAAAAAUGCAUGAACUGUACGCAGUGUAAAAACAAUACAGUCGUUCUACGCCCUUGCGAGUUCCACCGUGACACUCACUGUGGCCCCGUUAGUGAAUUGCUGAAGACGAUGAACACGGGGAAUCCCCAUAGACAUAAGCACAAGCAACACCCUCAACAUCAUCACGUGAAAACGCCGAAAGAAGACGAAGAUAUCGAGUGGCGAUAUGGUGAUGAUAUUCGAAAUAUUCGGCCUAGUACGGUACAAGAAGAACCUAAAGCUGCAGCGUCAGAGAUCUCCCGAUCUGAUGCUCCAUUUUCUAGUACCGAAACCUUGGUGUGGGACUGGCAGGCUAUCGCGUUGACUGUUGCAGUGUUCUCAUGCAUACUGUUUUUUCUAGUUAUCACCCUCUAUUCAUUGCAUCAGGCUAGGCAGUGGAGGAGGCUAAAAGAAAAUUUUGAAUCAGAUGUAGAAGAGCUAUCAGCAAGGCUGAGUCUUAUGGCAGCUGCAUCCAGCGAACACGAACUUCUCAAAGAAGCUGGAUUGAAACCAUCCACUCCUGAAGAGGCUGGAACCUACCUCAAUAACACAUGUGUUUAUUUAGAGCAGCUACUUAGUGAAAGAAAAGAAGGCGACAAAAUAGGAACUAUACCCAGAGGAAACGUGUACAUAGAAGAAAACAACUCAAAGGGACAAUAACUCCACAACCUCCUUGAAGUACAUGUAGUUUGAAAAACGUCUCUCUGUUUGUAGCUAUAUGUGUAUAUAGUUGUUAUAGAUAUAUUUUUUGUUUAUUUUUGUGCUAAUAUUACGAACUAUGAGAAAACUCUCAAUACAAUACAAAUAAUGAAUAAAGAUAAGUAGAAUGAUUUCAUUUCAAAAGUUUUAUAAAAUUCAUUAGUUUGUAAAUCUUAGAAAGUCUAAUUAAAACAUCAUGAAAUGUCUAAGACCUAAGAUAUUAUGCAAUAUAUUAUCUUGGUUUUUCGCUUUUUAAACGAUUUUUUUCUUAUCGUCAUCGUCACUUUUGGUACUAUGCAAGUGAACUAGAUUCAUCAUCAUCACCAUCCAGCCUUCUGCAUCCAAAGCUGAAGAUAGGUCUCCCAUAAUUUCUUCCAGUUUUGCCAAUCUUAGGCUUCCUGCAACCAAUUCCCAGCAAUCCCCAAUUCCCUAGAACUAGAUUACCAAGAAGUAAAAUAUAUGCUCGAAUGCACCGUUGCUAACCAGGACCUCGAUUUUUGACCCUUCGCUUCGUUAUUCAACGUAUUCGCUUCGUAUCUGUUUAGUGUACAGAUAGCGAAUGAUCGAUAACGGAGCGAAGGGUCAAAAAUCGGCCUGUAGAUUAUGGGUGAGGUCGUUCAUAGAGGUGAGAAAUAUAAGAUAUUGAAAUACAAUAUUGACAUAAAACAAUAAAAAAAAACAAGAAAGAGAGCAACUUUUCAAAAAAAAAGAGUGCGCCACUGUUUUUAAGUAUUUAAAUCCCAAAAAACGGAAGUGAGAGAUUCAUCAAACAAAGAAAAAAGUGAAAGUAUCACAAAAAUAAAGGAUGGUAAAAUUCACUAUAUCAAAAUAUAUCAAAUAUCACAAAUAUCAUAAAAUAAUCAAAUAAAGUAAUCAAUUUAUCAUAUGAAAUAUUAAUAAAGUGGUCAUAUGUCAUGAGCGCGCUAAUAACCGGCAAAAUAACGCAAAAGAUGGAAAACAUGUUAAGUUAUUAGAUAAAAAGAGAUGAAACUGUAAAAGUGGGAAAUUUAGCAAUAGAAACCUAUAGAUUUACAUUAUAUUGAUUGUUUCCCACCUUUAGAUGUGUCAGAGGAGUAUGCCAAAUAAAACUGUCACUGUCACAGUGGUAGUUGUAAAAACUAUUAAAUUCUCUUGUUACAGUUUGACUCCGAUAUGUCUAAAGGUGGGAAACAAUUAAUAUAAUGUACAUUUAUAGGUUUCUAUCGCUAAAUUUCCCACCUCUACUUGUUUCAUCUCUUUUUAUUUCACAACGAAGUUUGUUUUCCAUAUUUUGCGUUAUUUUGUUGGUUAGCGCGCUCAUCACUGAUUGGUGUUAAAAACAUAAAUCGUUAAAAACAGAAAAAAGCAAGAUGAUAUAAUUUGAAACAAACUAGAACUAGCAUUUUCCGCAUUGGAAUCUUGAAAAAAUAUAAUUUUUUUACCUGAUUAUCUUGCCAAAAAAAUCUAAAGAAAUUUAUCAGAAGAAAAUUUAAAUUGUUCUCAGAUCGUAUUGGCAGUUUUCUCAAAAAAUUUUCUUUUAUAAAUACUGUAUAUUUUGCUUCAUUUUGUUACUUAUAUUAAGUAACAUUCGAAAUCUUAAUAUCAAGUUUAUUUCAACUAUAAAAAUGCAUAAAAUAGGUACAACUUAGGUAUUAUAAAACCGUUUUAAUGUCUCCGAUAGGUAUAUUAUAUUCCUGCACGUCAAUGGUUGAGUAGAACAGAUAUCCUGAGAGUGGUUCAAGAUUUUUCAAACAGAAAAAUUGUCAUUGAUCGAAGCUCCUAUAGUCUCCCUGACUAGAUUAGCUAAAGCUGCACACAUAUUGCGCUGAACCAGGUAUUGAGGUUCUUUAAUCAAGAUGUUCUUCUUCUUCCUGGACCCCGCUUUCCAAUUAUUUUUUCGUGUAGGAUGGCUUGCAGGAAACAUAUCUGAAUUCAAUUCGAAUAAUGUGUUUGAAGUAUUGUAACGUUCUAGAUUAUUUGAUGGUGGUCAGUAUCUCUUGGUUCUUUUAAUUCUUCUGAGGAUCUCGUCAUUUUGACUUGAUUAGUAAUGGAUAGUCCACGGAUUCCUCCGAUAUAGCCACACCUAAAUUGCUACCAAUCUUCUGCACAUAUCUUCGUUCCAUGUUCACGAUUCAAUACCAUAAAAAAAGACAGAGAAGACGUAACAUCGCAGAAGUCUAGCAGUUGUUGGUCCAUUUUUCAUUUAUUAUGGUGCCGAGAUAGAUGAAGUAUGUCACUCUUUCUACUGGGUUUGGUUGACAACUACUUUUACUGCUAGUGAAACAACAUCAUAUGGUACAAUUGUUAGUACAACAGCAACAGCCCCGGUGUGCGGUUUGCGCAAUUUGAUCGCAGGUGUAUUAUUAGUUUCUGCUCUUCCAUUGAUCCGUGCAUAACCAAAAUAAAUGUAUUACUUUUUACGCUUUGUAUGUAAACGUACGUAAGUAACAUAAUCCAUUCACUACUUAAUUAAAUCGAUAAAAUGCUGUUCUUGCAAUGUAUUGUAUAUAUGUUUGAUGUUGUUAAUAUUUUAUGUUUAUCACAAUGUAUAACAUUUAAAGUUGCACAGCAAUCGUUAGUAAAGGACACAAAUACUUGGCAGGGUUAUAUUCAGUUAGAAUAAUCUUCGUAUAUGUGUCAGCGCUGAAAAUAACAUACAUAACAUUGAUUUAUAUUGUACAGAUUAAUAACAUGUCAUUUAUCAAAGUCAGUUGCACGUCAGACCAAAUAAUCUCCAUGGGAAAAGAUAAAAUAGUGCAAGAGAAGAUACUUAAAGGUUGAAUAAAUGUUAACAAAUUAAUUGAAAUACUCGUGUAAUAUUUUACAUAACAUAGGAGACAAAUAGGCCCUAAAAAUUGAUAGAGAAAGAAUAGAUAUUAAAUAUAUAUUGAGUGACAAAAAAGGUAAACAUCUACAUGUAUUUAUCCGAUUUUAGUAAUUUUUGGUAAACCUGUUCAGUAAAAUGAUCAAAUUUUCAACUUGAUUUGUCAACUUACUGCAGAAGCUGAUUCAAUAGGGCAUUCCAACAUGCUGUCAAAAUUAAAUCAAUAUGACGACUGGGAGGUAAACAUAAAUAUUAUUCUGUUAGUUCUUAAUGUGUUUUAGAUCAUUUUAGUUGCGUUUCUUUGUAAUUUUGAUAAAGUUCAGUUUUAUGAGUUACCAUCAGUGCUACAUUUUGAGCAUAAAACUGAACUAAAUAAGUUUUCAUCUGAGAGACAAAAACAAUGGUUAAAUGCUAUAAAACAUCCUAUAAAAAUGCUAAAUCACUGACUAUGUCCAUGUUACGUACGCUUAGAAAAAUGUCUCUACUGUAGGUUAACUCCGACUCCUUGAGGGAUAAUGGAUCUAUAUUAUUUAUUUUGCCUAUCUUUUGCCUGUACCUACUAGCAGCACCUGUAUUGUCUAUCAACAAAUUUCGAAAAUAUUCACUCAUGUUUAUUUAUUCACUGCUUAAAACUAAAUAAAGUCGUUUAAGAUUCACGUAUUUCUACAACUAAAAACUAAACAAAAUCAACAACAAAAUGUUCGGAAAAUACAACUAAGAAACUAAUAAAGGUAAAAAACUUAAGACACAUAAUGUGGUACAAAUAGAACCAAAUACAAUGUUUGUCUCCCAGCGGUGUCAUAAACGUCAAAGUCUCGGAAUGCCAUAUAAUGUGUCGAGGAUCUAAGGUAACUUAUAUACUCAUUGACACGCCUGGGCGUCGUUCUGAUAAAAUGAUCAAUAUCCUGCUGGGUAUCUCAUUCCAGGCUGAGUAUUUACGUUUCCGUGUUCAUUUCAAGACCGGGUAGUUUUGAAAUCGGCACGUAAACGGCGGAGCAUAUCUCCUUUUAAACACGUGUGCAUUUCAAGACGUUUAAUUUUGAAAUUAGCAAGCGCACUGGUUUGUAAAAGAACGCGCCUAAAAUUAUCACAGAUACGUGUUAAGUUGUAUUAACAUUAUUUUAUUUUAUUUGAACUGUUUAUCACAAAUAGCUCCUAUCUGCAGAAUAACAAAUUAUCAUUCAUUGGAUCUGUGGAAAUAAAACAAUUUUGUUACCAAAGUUACCUUCUUUUUUUCUUUAUAAUUUUUCAAAAAACUCAAAGUAGUGCCAAAAUAUCCUGUCAAAAUAAACUAUUACGAUACGUAUACAUUUUGUAGUAAUGCAUAACAAUAUAGGUACUAAAAGUGUUAUGUACAGGGUGAGGCAGAUAACUGGCCUAUUAGAAAUAUCUCGAGAACUAAAGGCAACAGGAUCAUGAAAAUUUGAAUACAGGGGUUUUGAAGGAUGAUCUAUUAAAUGAAAAUAUUUUCAUCUCUUUGCAACUUCCGGUUAUACCGGAAGUUGCUUAUAACUUCGGUUUUUUAAAUGGGACACCCUGUAUAUUUUUACAUUUUUGGAUUCUCUUCGAUGUUUUCUUUCUUAAAAUAUGAGCAUUUGUAAUGUUAUACAGGGUAUUUUAAAAGAUAAUUACGUUUUUUUAUUAAUUUCGUAGCAAUAUUCACACCCUGUAGAAUUGUAGUAGUUUGACAACUAAAACUCUACUUACGUUCAAAUGAUUUUUAAUAUAGUCUGCUAUUGCUAAGAAUCAUUAGUAUAGCUAAAUCUUUAAUUUUAGUAUACAGGGUUGGUCAAAACUCGGAAUGAGUAUUUUCUGAAUUUUCUUAAAUGGAACACCCUGUAUUUUAGUAUUGUAAUGAAAUGAUAUUUUAUGGUACUUUUUUAUUUCUUAAGCAUUCCCUAUACCUAACUGCUUUAAUUUGUGCUUAAUUGUUAAUCGCACCAACAAUCUUAACUACGUAGGUAUUUUGAUAGCUAAUUUAAGGAUCAGUCUGGAUUAUUAUGUAUUUAUUUCUGAAAAAUUAUUUGUGAUUGAAUAUUUUCACGGCCAACCUAAUAAAAUUUUACGUAUUUUUUGUUGCAAUUAAUGUUUAGCUUGAAUCACCAAUAACUCACAAAUUAAAGCAGUUAGGUAUAGGGAAUACUUAUAAAAUAAAAAAGUACUAUGAAAUAUCAUUUCAUUACAAUACUAAAAUACAGGGUGUUCUAUUUAAGAAAACUCAGAAAAUAUUCAUUCCGAGUUUCGACCAACCCUGUAUACUAAAAUUUCAAAAUUAGCCAUACUAAUGAUUCUUAACAAUAAUAGACUAUAUUAAAAAUCACUUGAACGUAAGCAGAGUUUUUAAUGUCAAACUAUUACAAUUAUACAGGGUGUGAAUGUUGCUACGAAAUUAAUAAAAAAAAACAUAAAUAUCUUUUAAAAUACCCUGUAUAAUAUUACAAAAUCUCAUAUUUUAAGAAAGAAGAUAUUGAGGAGAAUCCAAAAAUGUAAAAAUAUACAGGGUGUCCCAUUAAAAAAAAACCAAGUUAUAAGCAACUUCCGGUAUAACCGGAAGUUGCAAAGAGAUGAAAAUAUUUUCAUUUAAUAGAUCAUCCCUCAAAACUUCUUUAUUCCAAUUUUCAUGAUUCUGUUACCUUUAGUUCUCGAGAUAUUUCUAAUAGGCCAGUUAUCUGCCUCACCCUAUAUAUUAAAAACAUAUUUUAGUUACAGCUAAACAAUUAUUGUUCAGCAAACAUAUUUUUAGCUAUUUUUAAAGCUAUUUUUAAGGAAGUAAUAUCAUAGGAAGAACAGGGUAUAUCAAUAAACGGAAAAUUCUUGAAAAACACAAGAUUCGCAGACUACACCGCUAUUUUUGCAGACAGUUUAGAAGCACUGCAACGAGUAGUACCUAAAUAGAUUACAUCAAGUCAGUAUAAAAUAUGGACUACGAAUGAACGUUAAGAAAACCAAGUUCAUGAUUAAUUCUAAGCAACAUACAAUAGAGGAAGGCUAGAUAUCGAGGGAAAACAAGUAGAAAGAGUGAAUAACUACAAAUAUCUGGGAACCUGGGUAACAGAAAACAAUGACCAAGGUAGAAAAAUCAGGACACGAAUCGAAAUUGCAAGAAAAGCAUUUACAAAAAUGAAAAAAAUGUUUGUUAAUCGAGACCUUUCUCUGGAGCUGAGAAUAAGAGCCUUAACAUGCUACCUGUUCUCGACUUUUUUGUAUAGAAUGGAAAGAUGGACACUGAAAAUAGACAACCUAAAGAAGUUGGAAGCAUUUGAGAUAUGGUGCAAUAGAAGGAUUUUGAAAAUACCAUGGAUCCAACGAGUUACGAAUGCACCUUAAAUAAUUUACUUAAACUUAAAUACACAACACGACCCUCAAAGCUAAGUUGAUAAACAGCACGUGCAACGAAUAAUAGACCUAUUAGUUCUAUGCACUUGUUUGUAGAAUUCCAACGCCACAUGUUUCGGUACAAACCCGUGCACAUUUCGGGAGUUGGCGCUUUCAAAUCAACACCUUUUUAGAACUAGAUAUGUAUCACCGUUUCGGUGUCCGUUUCAAAACCGCAAUGUCUUGAAAUGAACACGCAAACGGAAAUACGCUUCCAGGCUACUGCAACUUCGCGAGUAAGUAAAGUUGGCUGCGACCUAGCAUGUCCCAGACAUGUUCAAAUUUAGACAGAUCAGGCAAUCGUGGUGGUCAAGGCAACUGGUUGAUCCAUGAAAGCUAACGAUUCUCUGGCAACAUGCGGUCUGCCAUUGUUUUGCUGAAAAAUUGGGUUCGGGAUGGUGUUUACAUAAUGGAAUAAGUUGAGGCUCCACUACUUCGUGACUAUAGUGUCGGGCUGUCAUAUUUCCUCUGAUGAAAAUAAGUGGUGAUCUUCUACCAUAAGCGAUAGCAUUCCACGGUAUGGUGAACGUACCGAUCUGCCAAAUUGUGGGUCAUAUAUUUAACCACGUCAACUUCUCACUCUUGGCCGACCCCCGACCAUCGUGCAUACUCAGGCAGAAGCGGGAUUCGAAUGAAGAUACAUGUAAAACACAUAAAAACAAGUGUUUCAAACUAAAUAUUCUAACUCAAGAAAAGGAAUUGAUACUUUCUAUCUAAAAAAGAUAGCCCAAAAAGAUUUGCAAUAGAAAGCCAAUAAGGAACAUAAUGAGCCUUAGCUCUUUUACUGACUUUGUAAAACUUAACUAACUAACUACAGUUGUAUUCAAAGAAGUUAUGUUCCAAAUGGUCUGCCUAAUACAAUCAAUCUUUAGCUCUAGCUUAUAAAUAACUGUAGUGGAAUUAAAAAAAUGUCGAUCACUUGUUCGUAGACUAAAUAAAUGUUCCAUAUGUUUUCCCAACAUUGACGCAAAUAUUCUAAACAAUACAUAUUUAAAAUAUUUUGGGUGUUAUUUUGCCGCUGAUAUGACAUGAAGUUUAUGACAAACAGUCUGUACAUUUUGAAAAAUCUACUGCACAUUUAUUUUUUUAAUACGUUAAGUGUUGUUUUGUAGAUAAUUAUAUUCGUAUUUAUUUUGAACAUUGUGUAUGUAAAUUAUUGCCAAAUAAAAUUUUAUUUAUUUUAACACA